This is a messenger RNA of Penicillium maclennaniae, 1224 nucleotides long. RefSeq names its product ELL-associated factor. The transcript has a single exon. NCBI's taxonomy places the organism in Eukaryota, Fungi, Ascomycota, Eurotiomycetes, Eurotiales, Aspergillaceae. The record is from RefSeq and is a predicted model, not a curated record. Bases 1 to 1224 code for a protein of 407 amino acids.
AUGGCCGCUCCCACCAUGUCCACCAUGAUCGACCCGACCAAACCGGCCGAGUACCCCAUCGUGUUGGGUGAAAGGCUAGCCAAUACGGACCAGAGUCGUCUGAUCAAUGUCAACUACAAUUAUAAGACAAAAGCCGCGACACCACAGCAACGCUCGACCAUCUCCCGUUCCUCCCAGUCCAGCGAUCUCUACGACCUCUCGGUCACCGAUAAGCCUCCCAGCGCCGAUCAUACGUUGACCUAUUUAUACAAGGGCAGCGAGGACCCGGCGGCCGAGCGCAAUCUGGUGCUGGUUUUUGAUCCAGACCGAAAAGUCUUCGUUCUUGAGCCCGUGUCGACCAAGCUUAACUUCAAUCUACGGUCGGCCCCGGGCAAGUCGGAAAAGCAGGUCCUGGAACAAUACGAACAGCUACGGAUAGUAGAGGGGGAGGAACACACAACAUCUGGGGAUGACCGUAACACUGUCACCACCAGCGAGGAUGAGGGUCCGGCCGAUGAGAGUAACCCUUAUGACUUCCGACACUUCCUCCCUAAGCAGGGUGCAGAGAACAUCAAUCCGGCCUCGGGCCACUCGACGCCGGAGCCUGUCAGCACAAGCCGGGCCAACACGCCUCUUAUGACGGCAAUCAAACCGGUUGCCAAACCCAUGCCUAGGCCUAAGAAACAGGCGAAUCCGCUUCGAGAGACGAAACGUCCAGCGAAGCCACCGGCGAGUCCCAACCCACCCACACAGGCGGAGCCGCCCGCCCAGCAAUCCACUCGCGCAGACCCACCUGAGCCUGCAUAUCAUCGUGAUUCCAUUUCAGAUGCUGGCACAGCUUCACAGCAGAGUGUACACUCUCCUGACUCAAAUAUCAUUGUUGAUGGAGAUCUGAUCAUCGACAUGGGCUCGCCGCCACCAGCACGCGCAUUCAAAGUCGAUGCGUCAUUUUUCUCCUCCAACAAUACACCGAGCGAUGACCCAGAGGAUGACGGCGACGGCCACGAGGAAAUGGGAGACUUCCGACUCCCAUCUCCAGCGGGACAAACCAAACCUACGUCGGCACCCGCCACUGCCCCGGAUGGAGAUGAUAUGGACGACGAAGAUCUACUUGCAGCAGAAAUGGAAGCCGCCUUCGAAGAAAGUGCCCGAGAAGAAGAGGCGCGCAGCCAGCAAUACAGUCACGCCGCCUCGCGGUAUAAUGUGGCCAGUGACGACGAGAGCGAGGUCAGUGAGGAGGAGUAA